CUCGUCAACGUCCAAGUUCAUAUUUCUUAAUGCGGCCUUUAUCACCACGACUAAGUAAACAUCUCAAUAAAAACUACGCAUCAAUAGCUAACAAUGGACGAUUACUACACAGCAAUAUCGUUAACAUCAAUACUAUUUCAUACAAUGACUGGUUCAAUAGCCCCAUAAUACCACCGCCGCACAUAAAACAGCGAUGUAUGCUAAACGUAAUAAAGUACCGCAAUAUUAGUUGUCCCACGUUGGGCGCCAAUGCCAAGAUACAAACAAGCUUUCACAUGCCAAGGACUUUAAGUAUCUGUAAUAAGGUUUCGCCUGAUCUGUGCGAAAAUGUUUUUCAUUAGAGCAGUUCGAUGCGGCGGGGUUGGGGGGCGUCGCUGAGUCUGCCCGAGCCCGAGCCAGUCAGUUGCGCCGCAGCUUCUGCCGAGAGCGCACGCGUUGACGCGGGGACAUUACACAUGACAUAAGACGGAUUGUGAGUGUAGCGGUUACAUAAUUUGUUUUUGUAUCUUUUGAUUGGCUGCUUAUAAUAAGUUCAUUCAAAUUUCUAUUCAAUCUAUGCUAGAAUUAGUAAAUGCGAUGUAUACCACUGGGUAUUCUCAUACGUAUUACGUACUUAUCUAGUACCCAGCGGAUUGGGAUUUUUAGGUUAUACCUACCGACCGCUUAGAAACAAAUAGAAUAAAUAUGGGAAUAAAAUAAACACUACACAGACUUUGAAAGACUCGUGUUUUCGUGUGUGUUCGUGAGUGUCCGUGCGAGUGAGACGGCGAGAUUCAAGACGGCGGCGUUGGAGUAAGAUGGGCGAUAAUGCUGAUGGGCAGUACAAGUACAGAACAACACUUCCUGUUGCCCAAUUCAGCCGUGGCGACUUCUCCCUGUGGUCGGUCCUGAAGAACUGCGUCGGCAAGGAGCUGUCGAAGAUCACCAUGCCGGUCGUGUUCAACGAGCCGCUGUCGUUCUUGCAGCGCAUGCUGGAGUACCUGGAGUACGCGCACUUGUUGCGCAUGGCGUCCGAGCAGACGGACCCGGUGGCGCGCAUGGAGUACAUCGCAGCAUUUGCGGUGAGCGCCCUGGCUUCCAACUGGGAGCGCCUGGGAAAACCCUUCAACCCGCUCCUUGGAGAAACCUACGAACUCGAGCGCCCAGAAUUCAGGGCAGUCUGCGAGCAGGUGUCCCACCAUCCCCCAGUGUCUGCGUUCCACGCUGACAGCCCCCACUUCGUGUUCCACGGCUCCGUACACCCCAAGCUCAAGUUCUGUGGCAAGAGCGUCGAGAUCCAGCCCAAAGGCCAUGUCACAGUUGAGCUGCCGAGAUGGGGCGAGGCUUACACUUGGACUAACGUGAAUUGUUGCGUUCACAACGUGAUUGUAGGCAAACUGUGGAUCGAGCAGUAUGGUGCUAUGGAAGUCACAUGCCAUGGUGGUGCAGGGCUCAAGGCGAAUCUGGCGUUCAAACCUGCUGGCUUUAACAACAGGGAUCUGCACCGGGUCGAUGGCUUCAUCACUGACCAGAACAAAAAGAAAAUCCGCUUCCUCUACGGCAAGUGGACGGAGUUCAUCAAGGUCUGCAGCGCGGCCGCGCAUGAGCAGUGGGCACGGGAGCAGGAGGCCAGCGCCACACCGGCGCAUACGCCGAAGAAAGUGCUGGCUAAGCUCAACAGCUUCAAAGUGGGCGCGCUGCGGUCUAUGUCUAUUCAGGAUCCUGAAGACCCAGACAAUGACGAGGUACCGAAGUCAGACGACACUUAUAACAUCGACAUUCCUGGCUCUACCGCCCUCUGGGAAGCGAGGAGCCGGCCCACCAACAGUGCACAGUAUUACCAAUUCACUGAAUUCGCCAUGUCGCUAAACGAGGUUGAGCGAGAUAUGAAAGGGCAGCUGUGCCCGACGGAUAGCCGUCUACGGCCAGACGUCAGGCUUUUGGAGCAGGGAGACAUUGAUGCCGCUGCUGCCGAGAAGACCCGGCUUGAGGAGAAACAGAGGACAGCCAGGAAAGCGCUAAAGAAAUCUCCUGAUGGAUGGCAACCUAGGUGGUUCAGUCAAGGCACGAACCCCUACACGAAGCAGGAGGACUGGCUCUACAACGGCGGUUACUGGGACCGCAACUACCAACAUCUAAAGGACAUCGACAUAUUCUAAGAUCUCAUAUUAGCAGAAUCUACUGUGUGUAUCAUUUGGUGUAUCACCGAUGUGUAGACAUAGUUUUUUUAUGCGUUCGUGCUUAAAAGUGCAGUACUUUCCGUGUAAAUUAUGUAGGGAGUGCACCCGGUACUGGUUUUCUAUACAAAUACAGUACUGGAACUGGGAAUUCCCGGUUCUCGCCAUACAAACUCAGUACCGGGAGCAUUCCCUAAAAUUAUGUAAGCGUCGCUGCUUAAUCUACAUUGAAGCAAUAUUCAUGUACAAAUUGCAACACUCUAACUGUAUAUCGGUGGACUUUAUUACAAAAGUAUGGUAUGUAAUGCUAAUGCCUACACAUGUUCAGAUUUUAAAGGUAUGAUGUAUCCAAUCACUGAUAUGCAGUCGGUAUUUCCUAAAUUGCGAAAUUACCACUUGGAAAUAUUUAGGAAACUUCGGGAGAAAGGAAGGGAUCAGAAUUAUCCAUUUCUAAAAUGCUAAAAUGAAGGUUUGCUUUGUAUUGUAUGAAAUUGGUAACAAUCAUAGUUUUAAAAUCUUAAUACGCUUCCCAAAGACAGCAAAAUAAAUAGUAAUUAUCAGAUUAUGGAAGUAAUAUUUUCACCAUAAUUUAUGAAAUGAUCAUUUUUAUUGCUCCAUUUUCAUGAAUAAUUACGUAAUGAAACUAUGUGAGUGAUAAAUAUUUCUUAAGUAGGUAUUUAUAUUUUCAAUUCUACUGCCAUUAUUCGUUUAUUUUAUUCCUCCUUAAUUGAACUGAAAGCAAGUAUACAACAUACUAAACCUAUUUCAAUUUGAUUCUUCCUCAUUAUUUAAUAGGUAUUUUUUUAAAUAGCUGACUAAAUUGAAUGAUCAAAUUUCAAUAUAAACUAGUUUUUAUAAUUUAGUGAUUAUAUAUUAAAACUUGAAGUAGAACUAAAAGCUUAAUUAUAUAAUACGAUUGAGAAUCAUUAGAAAAUAAAAUUUUAUGAUAUAAGUAUAAGUACCUAAACAUUAUUUAGUCUAAAGAGGCGUGUAUACACGCAUGUAUACAAAUAGCUAUACUUAUUUAAUUCGUAAACGCAAGAAUUAUUUACUGUCUGUCUAAAAGAAUAUAAGGUCAAUCGGGACCACAGCCAAAACAUCCUCCAGACUGAGCAUAGUCGCGUUACCCUCUCUGCCACACAUACGGUAAUACUCCAUGUUCGAGUCGAAAGUGUCUUUGUGUGACGUCCGUAUCUUUGAACGGACCAAUCACGUCACGGGACUUCGCUCACCUCGUCCCGCGCACCCCCGCAUUUUUGGCAUCAUCGGUUGCAUAAAAUAAUUGCUCUAAGCUCUGUCUAGAGGAUUCCUAGUCUAUGAUCGGGACACGUAUCUCGUUUGACUUUAUAUUUUUACAUGGGGUAACUGCGCCUAUUUUACGAAUUUAAGUUUAGACUUUACAUGCUCGUUUUCCUUUACGGGAUAAAACGGUCGCGAUGGAAGGACCUCUGCCAAGUAUUUCAUGGAAUAGGCGCACUUGUCCCAAGUAUAGAUAGUUUCAUUGAUGCUUCACUGUUUCUAUUUGGACUGCGUUAUGGAAUAACGAACUAUCGUUAUUCCAUAACGCAGUCCAUUUUAAAGUAAUGCAAACAUAAAACAAAUUCGAGUCAAUUAUUAAAUAAUUGUUAGAUAAACUGUGGGGUGUAAGGGCAUUGCUAUGAGUAGGUAGUUGGGUGUCUAUUUAAAACUAUUAAGUACAAUCAGCAACACUCCUAACUGUACAUCGGUGGAACUUAUUAUAAAGGGCAUAAGUUCCCCCGAUGUACAGUGUGGGCGAUGGUACACUAUCUCUAGCAUUCUAAAGUUGUUCUUACAAAUGUUAUAAUGCGUAGGCAUUUUGUUAAAUGUAAAUAUAAAACAAAAUGGCGGCGAGAUGAUCUCACAUAUGUAGUGUUAUAUAAUAAGCAUUUGAUGCUACAAGUAAUAGAUAUAAGUUUGUAUAGCUAUAAGACGUACCAUCGUACUAGACGUGGCUUAGGCUGCCUUUCCACUGUAGUGGAGAUAAUCGGAAAUGAGAGGACACGUGUGGGUAUCAACUAGAGAGAGCGAAAUAAGAAAUGUGGAUCAGUGGCGGCGCGUCUAGAUUGUUCGUAGGCAAGCCGUAUCUAAGUUGCCAUUCCUUUUCUUCAUAAGUUUAAAGAAAAUGGCCCAGGAGCCUGAAUAUCAGAUAAGCCGAUGGGAAUCGAGUUCUAUGGACGCUCCGCCACUGAUGUGGAUUCCCCUCCGUUCCUUCUGCACCUCAUUGGAAAGGUACAUUUAUUAAUAUGUAAUGUAUUAACUGGGUGUUUUUUGUUUCAAUUUGUAUUUUAGUUCAAUAUAUGCUUUACAGUAGCUACAUAAUUUAUAUUUUAUGAAAAAUAUUAUAUUUUUCAUAAAAUAUAUUAAAAAUACACUAUGCUAUGCGUCAUCGAUAUGAUGACAUGCCACCCUUAGUUUUUUUUUCGUUUUACAUACAAUUUGGUAGGUACUUUUUUACUACCCUACUAAUUUCAGUUUUACAAUUUAUUUAUCAAUACACAUAGGUAGUAUUCUUAAUUUGAUUCGAUCCAUAUCUAAUCCAGAUUGAAUUCAUAUCCUAAACUUUAAAUUUGAAUACGCCUGACAUAAUUAUGUAGUGAAUUUAUAAUCCUUCUCCAUCGUAUUUUCUCUGAAAAGUUCGAAUUUGUCAUGCUACUUCAGUCAGUCCAGUAUGGUCCAGUACAAAAAGUACCAAAGAGAAUAGAUAGUAUAGAACCCCUGUCAUAGUAAAUUUCGUAGUCACAGUAAAUUUACUGCCAUCAAUCGACACAGGACUAAAACUCAAAAUGAAAACGUAUAAAAUAUCAAAAAAAAAAAAAAUAUAUAUAUAUAUAUAUAUGAAUAAAUCAUGUUAUUAUUUUUAUACAAGAACAUGGGUCGUUCAUUCACUGAUAUCUAUGUGUUAAAAUUGUUAAAUAUGAAACGGUGUCGUCACGCCAUCUAGGAAAAGAAUGGGCCAAAGCUGUGUGCGCCAUUUAUCCGGGAAUGACUUUUUCUUGAUUUCCGAGGCACAUUUUUUUCCUUAGACUUUAUUCAUCUUAUACGAAGUUACAUAUGUCUUUGAAAAGUACUAAGGCAGACUUGCAGUAGCAUGACAAAUUUAUACGAACGUUUCCGACAGUGGACGACUAGGACGUACUUUUAGGGCCAGUUGCACCAACCACAAUUAACAGACUGAUCAACGUCAAGCAGCAGAUAACUAUGAAACUUUCCAUACAAUAAAAUUCAGCGAACGCUAAAACGGUGACAAACGUUUUGGUGCAACCAACCCUUAGACAGUAAACUGUUUUUUAAAAGCAUUUUUUUAUUUAAAUUAAAUAGUUCACCAGAGUUGAUUUUGCUAAAAAUAGUACGAAAAUUAUAGGUAUUCUCAUAGUCUAAUAAAACAUGGUCUUCUCUUCCUAGAGUGACACAAGCCUACGUCACAGUAACAUGGCCGCUAUAUAUAGCGCUAUCGCAUAUUAUCAUAUAGCGCUGUCGCAUGAUGACGUAGGCUUGUGUCAGUCAGGUGACCUAGAAAAGACGGGAAGAGAGUACCAGGCGGAGUAUAUUAUUAUACCAUGGGUAUUCUAAUUGUAAAGGUAGUAACUACCUGAAAAUAUUAUUUUAAGCAUAAAGAUUGGAAGUAAUUGAAAUAGUUAGGCGACCCUCCAAUAAGAAAUUGUAUAAAUAUGGUUGAGGGCAUUUAGCUAAUUAAUUAAUUAUUUAAUAACGAAUAAGUACAGUAAUACAGUCAAAAGCAAUAAAAAUGGAACGAUUACCAGCAUGAGAAUAGAAUACAAAAUAUGUCUAUUUUCAAUGUCUUGCUUUGUUGCUUUACAAUUCUUAAUUUUAGUUAACUUUGAGACAGUUUUCCUUCAAUAAAUUCCACUUCAACUUUUCUAUCGAAACUAUUUCCAUAGAAAAUUUAUAAUCUUACUAAUUUAUUUUUUUACUAAUUCAUUUCGAAUUAUUUGUAAACACCAAAACUUGUACUUACUACUUGUCUACUUUACAGUCGCGAGGUACUAUAUGGAACCCAAAAGCGUAUGCUUCUCAAAGUUUUAAAUAGUUCGAAGGGUUCCGUAUGAACCUACGUGCGCUAUUGAUAUGAUGACAAAUGUAGCUUUUAAGCAUGCAAAUAUUUAAGGCAUUUUAUAGGGCAAGAAAUUAAUGUUUCCUAUAAGUACUAUAAGUGUUCCAGUGUUAAAGAAUUGUCUCAGUUAGAAAAGGCAACUGGUUAAAAAACCAAUAAUGUGAAAUACUCUUCUAGAAAUAGAUUGUCUCAUGUGUAUAGCUAUGUCCUCAAAGGCAGUAAGUAAGUAAAUUUGUAAAGUAGUUAUUUGAUUAUUGUAUUAAGAAUAGUGAGUUAUAAACAAAUUCGCUCAUUUUCGUUAAACUACAUAUUAUUAUUAACUACUACGUAGGGUCUCACGUUGACGUCGUGCGUUUUUUCAGCGUCAUAUUAAUCUACACGAGCAGUUAUUUUUCUAAAGCCGCAUUUUCAUAUAACCUCUAGCCGCCCAGACGUCAAAACCUGCCAAGUCAAAUGCAAUUUUGAUUUGUCAAAAUACAGAUUCAAAUUGGAAUGGAACCGGAGACCUUUUAAUAGGUCUCUGGGCGGUUAGAGGAUCGCGUUUUGAGUGUCAAAACAAAAUGUUUCCUCUUCCCAUUUGCUAUUGGAGCAAGUGUUUUCAUUAACCGAACGAACGAUUGCGAACGGUUUAUCGCUCAAAAUUUUUCAGAACACAAAGUGAAAACGUAGUUUAAAUGAUUUAUUGAUUUCCUUGAUAACGGUUCCAAUAAUUAUAUCCAUAACUUUUUAGGAGCAAGAUCAAUAUCGAUAUUAUCGUCAUAAUUUUGGCUGCUAUGGUAACAGCAACAUUUCAGUAGAAGGACCCACGUUAGACCGGGCCGUGUCCGGACCGGAGCCUCCGGUGCAUCGUUUUCUAGAGAAAGCAUCAUACGUGAUCAGCGAUUGGCGUCAACGGGAUAACAAAGCGUGAAGGAAUUUUAUUGUAAAUAAUGAAAAUAAAAUAUACGAAGUGUGAAUAUUUACUUGGCUACUAAGUACUUAGAGCGUGUUUGAAAACGAAUAAAAACAAUUGGGAUUAGGAGAAAAAUAAUACUUUUAGGAUACGUAAACGUUUUCGUUUGUCUAAACAUUAUCUCACUUUUGAACGCAUCACUGCUGAACAGCAAAUUAAAUUAGUUUUUAGUUUAAUUUAUUUUCGUUUGUCUUUAUUUAAUUUAGUUUAUAUUUAUAUUUAAGUUUAAUUUUUUACUAGCGUUAUGUCUCUUUACAUUUUUGUUGUUAUUAAAUAAAAUAGUUAAAGUAAUCUAAAAAAAAUAUUGUAGGUAAAAUAUAUAACUAGUCAACUAAGAAUAAAAUGUUAAGACCAAAGAACGGGUAUAGUGACCAAAGAGAUGUCGGUUGUAAAUGUAGCCAAAAUAGGCUUUAUCUUAGCUCGUGUAAAUGUUCUAGAAAGAUGGUUAUAAAAAUAUUCACAUGUGUAUACCUUGAAAUAAAUAUGAUUAUUAUGGUA
This is a messenger RNA of Cydia fagiglandana, 7699 nucleotides long. Its product is annotated as oxysterol-binding protein-related protein 1. The record is from RefSeq and is a predicted model, not a curated record. Gene Ontology annotation, cellular component: cytosol; perinuclear endoplasmic reticulum; intracellular membrane-bounded organelle. Bases 798 to 2138 code for a protein of 446 amino acids. The transcript has 10 exons. Lineage: Eukaryota; Metazoa; Arthropoda; Insecta; Lepidoptera; Tortricidae. Gene Ontology annotation, molecular function: sterol binding.